This is a messenger RNA of Scheffersomyces stipitis CBS 6054, 1050 nucleotides long. RefSeq names its product KH domain-containing protein. NCBI's taxonomy places the organism in Eukaryota, Fungi, Ascomycota, Pichiomycetes, Serinales, Debaryomycetaceae. Bases 1 to 1050 code for a protein of 349 amino acids. Gene Ontology annotation, molecular function: RNA binding. The transcript has a single exon. The record is from RefSeq and is a predicted model, not a curated record.
AUGGGCAUGGACUCGAUUUACAUGACAAGUGAAGAAUCUAUGGAUGUCACAGUUCCUAUUUCCUUUGAAUUCCCGCUACAAAGCAGAUACAUCUAUAGAGUACUGGUAGCAGACUGUGGUGAAACGGCCCAAGAGCCAGGUAAUGAAGACAGGAACUUGGAUAAUGUGCCUAGAAUGGUCAUAAGUGAGAAGUUAUUGCAGAACUGUUUGGUAGAAGUAGUCCAAUAUUUUGCUUUGGAAGAGUUGGCAAUAGUUGACGGAGAAACAGUUCACCUUGACAAUAAGAUGUUACUUGUUUGCGAGAAAUGUGUGGUGUCACAACUGUGGGUGAUAGAUAUGAUUGGUGACCCGCUGAUAAUUGAACAUGUUACCAUGAUGGUAUUUACAGCUUCUUUGUCACAAGACAGGUUAAUUGAAGUAGAGGCUGAUUUCUGGUGUAGGUAUUCUUUGGCACGGUAUUGUCGCAAGUCGCAUACAGAGUAUUUUGGGUGCAAAAUGAGACAUACCUUUGAAGAGAUCUACGACGAUACCGGCUUUAUUGUUGAAUUGUUAAAGCACAAAAGAAGCUGCAAAGAGAUUGUGGUAAAGUGUGAAGAUUUUAAUACACUAAUGGUACCAGAACCAUCUUCCUCUCUAGAAAUGAACACAGAACAAGGUAUACCAGAACUAGUUGAAUUACAAAAUAAUGUUGAGGAGAACAAAGAAAACCUCAACGCCGAAAUCAAGGAAAACUACGAGAAUAAAGUAAACAGCCCACUACAGCAUUCUCAAUAUAGAUCUUCUAUGAUUACAGCUACAGUACACCUCAAGCAACGAGAAGUUAGUUCCCUAAUAGGCGUCAAUGGCACACGACUCAAUACGAUCAGGGAGCAAACUGGGUGCAAAAUCAAAGUACAGCCCGUGGGAAACGGUGGAAACCGAGGCAUUGCCAGAAAAGAUACUCCGCAACAAAUUACUGUCAGCGGUCACAAUGCCAACGUUCAGGAAGCUAUAGACGAGAUCAGGCUGUUUAUAGUUCGCUACCGCAGCGGGGACUUCAGCUUCAUGUAG